AUGCCAGGCAAACCCCACAAUAACUCAGAACUGCCUCCUUUCACGGUGACAGGCCUCCCAGGACUGGAGACCUCCCAGCACUGGAUGUUCUUGCUCCUGGGAGCCCUGUAUGUGGUCGCCAUUGUGGGCAAUGCCCUGAUUCUGUUUAUUAUCAAGGAGGAGCAGAGCUUGCACCAGCCUAUGUACUACUUCCUGUCCCUGCUGUCGGUGAAUGACCUAGGUGUGUCUUUCUCCACACUGCCCACGGUGUUGCCCACAUUUUGCUUCCACUUAAAACAAAUCAGCUUUAAUUCUUGCAUGGCUCAGAUGUUCUUUAUCCAUCUCUUCUCCUUCAUGGAGUCUGGGAUCCUGCUUGUCAUGAGCUUUGACCGCUAUGUGGCCAUCUGUAACCCACUGCGCUAUGCCACCGUUCUUACAGAUGCCCGCGUGCUACAGAUGGGCCUCGCUGUUUUUAUCCGCAGUUUCUGCAUGAUUUUCCCUCUGCCUUUCCUCCUGAAGAGGCUGCCCUUCUGCAAGGCCAAUGUGCUGGCCCACUCCUACUGCCUGCACCCAGACCUGAUCCGCCUGCCCUGUGGUGACAUCACCAUUAAUAACAUCUUUGGUCUUUUCAUCGUGAUCUCUACUUUCGGUCUAGAUUCUGCACUCAUUCUCCUUUCUUAUAUGUUCAUCCUUCAUUCUGUCCUUGCCAUCGCUUCCCGGGAGGAGAGGUUAAAGGCACUCAACACAUGUGUGUCACACCUGUGUGCUGUGCUCAUUUUCUAUGUCCCCAUGGUGGGUGUGUCCAUGGCGGCUCGCUAUGGGAGGCACGCCCCACAAUAUGUGCACACGCUCCUGUCCCUUAUUUAUCUGUUUGUCCCUCCCAUGCUCAACCCUGUCAUUUAUUCCAUCAAGACCAAAGAGAUUCGUCGAAGGCUGUGUAAAAUACUGCUGGGGAAAACGUUUUGA
Molecule: messenger RNA, 945 nt
Organism: Dipodomys spectabilis (banner-tailed kangaroo rat)
Lineage: Eukaryota; Metazoa; Chordata; Mammalia; Rodentia; Heteromyidae
Product: olfactory receptor 51I2-like
Exons: 1
Coding region: 1-945 (314 amino acids)
Biological process (GO): G protein-coupled receptor signaling pathway
Cellular component (GO): membrane
Molecular function (GO): G protein-coupled receptor activity; olfactory receptor activity
Source: RefSeq, a predicted model, not a curated record